UCAGUGCGUGAAACGCGACGCGAGACAUAGCAACCGCUGUUUAAAUGCUUUCUUUCCUAGCAACCUAGUCGGAAGAGCUCUUGAUGGAAGUAGAAGAGCAAUAUCCGGUAAAUAAACGGAAAGAACUUCUUCACAACCAAGUUAAAGAACUGAGGACUUGUAAUAUGGCCCUCCUGGCAGAAAAUGACAUGUUCGAGCACUUCAUUGGUCGUCUGGAUCCUCGGGACUUGGAGUCCAAAGCUGGGGGAGAAGGCCUGCAAUCAACACAAAGCUCCAACGUGGAUGGUGGGGGAGCUGGGAGAAGGCAGAGCCCUCAGUACAAUUUAUCAGAGCCUCUCCAGCUGCUGACCUUGGGGCAAAAACUUUAUGUGGCACAGAGAGAAGCAACUGAGACACAGGCAGAUCAGGAACAACUUAAAGCGAACUACGAGAGAAUUCUGAACAACUACAAGUCUUUUAUAAAAGAAGCUGACUUGCGUUCAACCGAGAUCAAGAAAGCCAAAAAAGAUUUUGAACGCAGAUUCUUAAAAUCUAUGAAAGGCAGUUUUCUGGAAGUAAAGGAGCCAGAGAAGGUGCUCCAGCACAUCGAAGACAAAUCGAAGGUCAGCCAGCUGGAAAAGUAUCACCAGAAGAAUCAGGCAUUGCGAGUCCAAGUGAUGAAGCUCCUGCAGCAGCUCCAACAGAAAAAAGAGACGAGAGGAGCAGAGUUUGAGGUGGAGGAAGAAAUAUUUUUCCAGGAGUACGAUGAACCCCGACUGGACAAAGGCCUAAAUGAACUUAAACACAAAAGCUCUAAAGUUCAGCGCCUCCUUAGUUCACACAAGGAGAAGCUGCAGAGUUUAACGCUGGAGUCCACAGACCUGAGCAAUGAAAUCACUAGAAGAAAGGAACUGCUUGCAAAACUUCAGGAUGAGAUAAAACGUGCAAAGAAGGAGAGUUUAAAAGCAGAGGGGCUCAACCAAUUCCUGUGCAAAGAGCUAACAGAUCAUCACGUUCCUGAUAUCACAGAGUACCUUUUCGCCAAGGAAAAACACAAGAAGCUGCAACAAAGCAUUCACCGUUGGGAGAGAAAAGUUGGAAUUGCUGAGAUGGCCUUGAAGUCUCACAGUAGAGAACGGAGAAGACAGAGAAGCACUCUGACUCCUUCAAACAGCGCUGAGGCUGGAAAUCGGUAUGGCAAUCCUCAGAUCUCAGUAAAACUCCCAUAUAUAGCAGAAGACAGUACUUCAGAUAAAUGAUUCUCUAGCUAUGACGUAAACGUAUAUCAUUAGAAAUCAUAUAAAUGCGAUACUUUUUCAAAGCUAAUCUUACCAGCCAGGAUAAGUAGCUUAAAAAGUGUCAGAGUUUGAAGAUGUGACUUUUUGUGUCUUUUCUUUUCAAUUUAAAUCUAGUCUUCCAUGAAGAAACAAUCAUGAAAGAUAUAGUUGUAGAAUUUAUAUUUAGAAUCUUGUUCAAAUUCUUGAGAUUGUCAAUUGGAAGCCAAAUGUUUAUCUCAUGUGGUUGUCCCACCAAUUUCACUGAAGACAGAGUUUUGUUAAAUCGUUGCAGAUAUUUUAAUGGAAUUAAAAAUAUGCGGCAAACACCUUUUAUUUUAGCAUGCCUCGACGUUUGUGUCUCACCUGUGAAAAUGCUCUGUGAGUGAUGUCCUGUAAAUCCACUGAAAGUAUUUCAAAUAAAAGUAAAUAAAUAAAAAUCCA
This is a messenger RNA of Poeciliopsis prolifica (blackstripe livebearer), 1697 nucleotides long. It is a transcript of the gene cfap263, whose product is annotated as coiled-coil domain containing 113. Gene Ontology annotation, cellular component: ciliary basal body; axoneme. NCBI's taxonomy places the organism in Eukaryota, Metazoa, Chordata, Actinopteri, Cyprinodontiformes, Poeciliidae. The transcript has 9 exons. Gene Ontology annotation, biological process: cilium assembly. The record is from RefSeq and is a predicted model, not a curated record. The coding region runs from base 84 to 1238 and encodes 384 amino acids.